CAUAUAAUGUGUUAUGUGAAUAGAGAAAAUGGGUUGGAUUAGAUGCUUCCGACUAUACCUGGCCAUUCAGAAACUUUGAAUCGGUUCAGAUCAAAGGUUUCGGGUUUAGGAAAAUUCAUAGGCGAUCGGUUUUCGGUUACAAAUCGAAACGAACCGAACUGAAAUUUGGCCAAUUUGGUUCUGGCUUGGCCUAACCGUGAGUCUGUGAACAUGUGUGUGUGUUAGAUGAGAUCUAUCCACCCAAUUAUUUUGUCGUCAUGCUAUCAAGAUUCUGAUAUUUUUCUGCUCACUUUUGAUUCCCAAAACAAAAAACUUUCUUCAAUUCAUCUUCUCAUGGCGGCUCUCUCAACCACCUUCUACCACCCACUCUGCACUAACCACCGUACAAAGAGACAAGCCUCAAGCAGACACGGCGUUAAAUCUAUGAGAGUGAUGUCUUGUCGGAAGCAGAAAUUACCGGAAGAGAAUGAAGGAGUGAUCCAGAGAACAUUGAGGAGGAUGAUUUCAGAGGCUGGGAAAAUUGGGAAGAAUCUGAAGCCAGAGAAGAAGAAAGGAGACGUGAAGGAUUUGAUGCUUAUGAGUCUCUCUUUUGCUGUUUAUGUUUAUAUCUCUCAACUAUUGGUUUGUGCUUACUUCGCUUGGCAACAUCUCAGCUUCCCCAAUCCUUCAUGGUAGUAGCAACGAUAGCUUUUGUAAAUUCUGCACAAAUCAGCAAUAAAAUUCAAUUCCAACAUAGGAGAAUUGAGAGUUGUGAUCUUUCUCACUUUGGUCUUUUAUGGUUGAAUUGCUGAUUUGAUCUUUUCUCAA
Molecule: messenger RNA, 807 nt
Organism: Arabidopsis lyrata subsp. lyrata
Lineage: Eukaryota; Viridiplantae; Streptophyta; Magnoliopsida; Brassicales; Brassicaceae
Exons: 1
Coding region: 226-675 (149 amino acids)
Source: RefSeq, a predicted model, not a curated record